This is a messenger RNA of Carassius auratus (goldfish), 5130 nucleotides long. RefSeq names its product DNA (cytosine-5)-methyltransferase 3A-like. Lineage: Eukaryota; Metazoa; Chordata; Actinopteri; Cypriniformes; Cyprinidae. Gene Ontology annotation, molecular function: DNA binding; DNA (cytosine-5-)-methyltransferase activity, acting on CpG substrates; protein binding. Bases 192 to 4703 code for a protein of 1503 amino acids. Gene Ontology annotation, biological process: negative regulation of transcription by RNA polymerase II. The record is from RefSeq and is a predicted model, not a curated record. Gene Ontology annotation, cellular component: nucleus. The transcript is spliced from 26 exons.
CAUAUAAAUUGUAUAAUCGUAGUAUAAUCGUAAUGUUCAAAAUAGGAUUUAUGUGUUUUUAACAGAAUACGAUGUAUUUAAUUGAUAUGGAUAUUUGUAAACUGUGCGAUAAAAAAAAAAUCGGGAUUUCCGUUCUUGGCAUCGGAGUCAUCGCUAACGGUUACGAAUUAAUCAACUGACACACGCAUAAGAUGGCUAUGAAUGUUAGUCUGGACCCCAAUAACCCUGAUGACAAGUGCAGUCGCUAUGAGGUUUUGUCCUGGAUCAAUGAAACAUUACAGACUCAUUUUACUCAAGUGGAGCAAUGUCGUUCAGGUGCUUGUUUUUGCCAGCUUAUGGACUUGCUCUUCCCAGGGUCCAUAGACAUGAGCAAAGUAAAGUUUGAGUCCCAAAAGAGGACUGAUUUUAAACAGAACUACAGUCUUCUGCAGGCGGCUUUCCAAAAAAACGGAAUAAAACAGCAAGUCCCUGUGAAGCAGCUUCUCACAGGAAAGUUUAGACCCAAUUUCACCUUUCUGAAAUGGUUCAGGAAAUUUUUCUUUGCCAAUGAGAGACGAGGGAGAGAGUACAACCCAGUUGAAGCUCGUAACGGUCAGGAUAUUGUACAGGUAGAUGAACCUGUUAAAUCUCCAAGAUCCUGGAAAAAUCCACGUGAAUCUGGCAUAGUAAGAGACGAGUCUGACAAAGACAUGGAACUGAAUGGAAGGAGAGAACCUUUGAAUUACGAUUCUAAAUGGGAAAGAACCUUCAAGUGGAUCAGAGCCAGUAAUAUGGGAGACAACUGUGCUUAUUGCACUUUGUGUGACUCCAAUAUCAUUCUACAUGCAGGUUUUUUUGAUCUGAAGCGUCACCAGCAGACUCAGAAGCAUAUGAAGCGUGAGAUGGGAGGUUUAAAUUCAUCUGGCAGAAAAAAGAUAGAAAACUCUAUUCCCUUUAGUGAAACCAUGCUUCUUUUCAUUCAAAACCAUUGCCUCUCCAGUUUACCCUCAAGGAUCAACAAGGUCUCCCAGCGUACUGCAAGCUACGUCCUCGGCCUAAAUUAUCCAAAUGAUAUUGUUUCUGCUUGUAAGAUGAAUCCCUACUGUAUCUAUAUAUAUGGUCAGGUGCCGCUUGAUGCAGAAAGCAGAGAAAGAACCUCCUGCCAUGUGGUGCUAGUGGGCUUUUUUGAGGAAAAGCGAGCAAGAUAUUGUAUCCGACUCCUUGAUGUCUUUCAGGCGGAAGAUGGUAGCUCUGUAUCUGGAUGCUUACACAAUGUCCUUCAAAAAUUUGAGCUUCCUGCUGGCAACAUGGUUGCUUUCUACGUUAAUGACCAAGAACAGACCUCAGGAAGUGUUGUGACACACAUCCAGGAGCUCAACCCACGGGUGAUUGAUCUCGGAGGACUUUACAGCAUACCUGACUCUGCCUGCAGUGCUGGCCUACGAGCUCACUCCAGUCAGGUUCAGGAACUUAUUGCCAACAUCUAUGAACACUUCUCAACUUGUUCCACCAGCAACGACAACAUCAAGGUGCUGUUUGCGGGCAUUGAAGGACUAAGAGACACCAGCGCUCCCCUCUCACACAGUUGUGAGGAGUUUUGUGUGCUCGUUCAAAGAAUGCUUGAAAUGUGGAGUGAUUUGGUAUCAUAUUUCACUUCCUGCGAUGAAAAUAAUGAUAAAGCUAAGCAAAUUUGUUCGCAGUUGGAGAAUCCUAAAAUUAGGAUCACCUUGAUGUUCCUGGAUCAUGCUCUUGGACCACUCCGUGCCUUCGAGCAGCACCUGCAACAAAGCAAAGGCUCUGUUCGUGCCGAUCUUGUCCAGAUCCUUCGAGAAGCAAGUGGACUCCUACGUUCGUAUGCCUCCAGCUUUCUGCGCCCCCAAGCGGUCAUACGCUACCUGAAGGAACGAGACCCAGCCAUCCUGGAGAACUCCACAUUCUGCCUUCCUGCUACUGAGCUCAGUCUGGGAGGUGUGGUAGAAGACUUCAUCUCUGCCAGAGAAGAAGAGCUAGCAGAUUCCUUUAAUGUGUUCCAUGAUGAGUGUUUAGCUUUCUACAAAACUCUUACAACCUCCAUCGCUGACAGUAUACCUCUGAGCGAUAGUGUCCUGAGAGGCAUUUCACAGCUCCUCAGCCCAGCUGGAAGAUUGAAGGUCACAGGAAAGAGUAUAGUUGACCUUGCUGUACAAUUUGGCAUAUGCUCCAAACCUGAGGAUUCUGCUAAACUCACAGAUGAGUUCUUGGAAUACCAGCUUGUAGAAGAUGAAGAAGACACAACCCUUCCUCUGGAGCAAUACUGGUGUAAUGUGCUAAAGACUUUUCCACCAGAAUCCAUCUUCAAGAGACUUGUCCUCUGUUUUUUGAUUUUGCCCUGUCCAUCUCUUGAAGCAGAAAAGAUCUUUGCACAGGCUGUUGAAAAUGGAGAUGUUGCUCAUUGGGAUGAUAGUUCAGAGGAUAGUGACACAGAUUUUACAAAAGAGCUGGAUUCCAAUGAUGACUCCUCUCUAGACCACACUGAAGUCAAGACAUCACCUAUGAGAAAUGGCCAAAUGAAAAAAAACAGAGGUAGCACAGCAGAGAUGGUUCAACACUCAGUCACAGUGAAGCCGUGUGUGGUGCGACUGGAGAAGAUCACCAGUCAGAGAGAAAUGGAUUUAAGGAAAAAUGGAGCCGAUGAUGAUAUCUGGACUAGUGGCACGAUGCAUGAGGGCUCCGUUAGGGGGAUUUAUGGUUGGGAGAGCAGCUUACGGCAGAAACCACAAGAACGUAAAGUCUUUCAGGCUGGUACAGGCACCUGGAGCAAACCGGUGAACCCAGACAAGGACGGCAAACCCGAGGUGGUUAAGAACAAUGCUCGUUCAUCUGCAUCAAAUUCGACACCAAGCCCCAGAUCUGGAAAGAGAGAACAAGCAUACCACGAUGGAAAAGGUUAUGCCAUUGGAGAGCUUGUUUGGGGAAAAGUAAAAGGCUUCUCUUGGUGGCCUGGACUGGUGGUGGUGUGGAAGGGCCGGGUGCUUCCUGUGUCUAUGAGGCGUGUGGAGUGGUUUGGAGAUGGCAUGUUUUCAGAGAUUCAUACAGAGGGACUGCAGCCCUUCGCUGCGUUUGCAAAGUGCUUUUGUAGUAAGUCCUAUGAAGGUCUGCCUACCUACAAGAAUGCCAUCUAUCAAAUCCUAGAGUUGGCAGCAGAGCGCUGUGGGAAGAAUUUCCCCCCCUCGGAGAAGAAAGGGGAAGAGGUGAAGGCCAUGCUGGAUUGGGCAUUUGGAGGCUUCCAGCCCAUGGGUCCUGAUGGAUUUUUGCCUCCUGUGGACAGCUCUGCCAGUAAAACGGAGUCUGAUUCUUCAGUGUCUGAUUACCAGCCUCCAGCCAAGAGGAAGUAUGUCUUCAAGAACAGGCAGUCAGCUCAAGAUUACACCAGAGAUCAAAUGGUCCAUGAAGUCACCGUUAAAGGCAGAAACAUUGAAGAUUUCUGCCUGUCCUGUGGAACUGCCAACACUGAAAUUUUCCAUCCACUUUUUGAGGGAAGCCUUUGUUUUAAGUGCAAGGAGAACUUUACAGAAACACUGUACAGGUAUGAUGAUGAUGGCUAUCAGUCAUACUGCACCGUGUGCUGCGCCGGACAAGAGGUCAUUCUCUGUGGAAAUGCCAGCUGCUGCAGGUGUUUCUGUAAAGACUGUUUGAAUAUGCUGGUGGGAGCUGGGACGUUUGAUAAGCUGAAGGAGGUUGACCCAUGGAGCUGUUACAUUUGCCUGCCCUCUAAGUGCUACGGCGUGCUCAAGCUCAGGCCUGACUGGAGUGUUCGUGUCCAGGAGUAUUUUGCCAAUAACAGUGCCUUUGAAUUUGAGCCACACCGAGUGUAUCCUUCUAUUCCAGCUCAUAAGCGUCGGCCAAUCAGAGUCCUCUCUCUGUUUGAUGGGAUUGCAACAGGCUAUCUGGUCUUAAAAGACUUGGGCUUUAAGGUGGAGCGCUACAUUGCCUCUGAGAUCUGUGAAGACUCCAUUGCUGUUGGGAUGAUCAAACAUGAGGGCCAGAUUGAAUAUGUGAAAGAUGUGCGCACCAUCACAAGGAAACAUUUGGCCGAGUGGGGUCCAUUUGACCUCCUGAUUGGUGGAAGUCCAUGUAAUGACCUGGCCAUGGUGAAUCCAGCCAGAAAAGGUCUUUUUGAAGGCACAGGUCGGCUGUUCUUUGAGUAUUACCGCAUGUUAACUAUGAUGAGGCCAAGAGAGGAUGAUGAUCGCCCCUUUUUCUGGCUCUUUGAGAACGUAGUAGCCAUGAGUGCUCAUGACAAGGCUGAUAUCUGUCGUUUCCUGGAGUGUAAUCCUGUGAUGAUUGAUGCUGUGAAAGUAAGCCCAGCCCACAGGGCUCGCUACUUCUGGGGAAAUUUACCUGGAAUGAACCGACCACUUGCGACUUCACUCACUGAUAAAGUAGAACUGCAGGACUGCCUGGAGGUCGGACGAACCGCAAUGUUCAGCAAAGUUCGCACUAUCACCACCAAGUCCAACUCCAUCAAACAAGGGAAGAUGGGGCCUCUGCCGGUCACCAUGAAUGGAAAAGAGGACUAUCUUUGGUGCACUGAAAUGGAGAGAAUAUUUGGGUUUCCAAAGCAUUACACCGAUGUGAACAAUAUGGGGCGAGGACAUAGGCAGAAGCUGCUUGGGCGGUCCUGGAGCGUUCCCGUGAUCCGACACCUCUUUGCCCCUUUGAAGGAUUACUUUGCUUGCGAGUAAACCACCAUCUGGUCCAGGCAGCACUGGCACUGGAGGUCCAAAUUAAGUCUCUCAGAUAAAUGAAUUUGAUUUUCUUUUUAUUUUAGUUUUUCUCCCUGCAGAUUCUGACCUCAGAAUAUUGCCAAAUUUUAAUGUUGCAUUUGUUCUCAAGUUCAGAAAGCAUGUUAUCCUGAUGAUUUAUUCUUGGAACGCACAGCCACUUUUGGAUUGGAUUUUCUUAAGUACUGUCAUUUUUAACUUGUACAUUUUAAAGUGAUUUUUAUGCUGGAGAGAGCCACACGAUACUCCACCCACUACCUCAGUGCCAUUCUGUGAUUUGUUCAUUGUCUGGAGGAAUGCCGCUUUAUGCCUAUUUAUAAUAAGUUAAUAUUAGUUUGGUUUGGUUUAGCAGUUUUAAACUUAUGUCAUCUUUUUAGAGCACAUUUUU